AUGAAGAUUAGAAGAAGGAUUAAGGGAAGCUUUUGGUUCAGCGAAUUGUGGAGCAAAUUAGAGAAGGAAGAGUUAGGCGGAAGCUUUGGUGCAGCAAGAAAAGCAGUUAAAGAAGUGGAACGAAGUGCUCGAGGUGACGUGUUUGGUAUUCCUGCACGAAUCUCGAGAAAGAAAGCAAGGAAAUCAUCUGGUAGAAUAGCAAACAAACAAAGGCCAACAGAAGGUGAUGAAGAAUGGCAAGGUCCUCCACCCUGGGAUGUGACCUCCGGUGGGGAUGGGUCCCCUAAGUUUCUAUGUGAUGUGAUGGUUGAAGGAUUGGCGAAACAUUUAAGAUGUGUUGGCAUUGAUGCUGCUGUUCCUUAUUCAAAGAAGCCUCAAUCAAGGGACUUAAUAGAACAAGCAUGUAAAGAGAAGAGAAUACUCUUAACACGGGAUGCAAAACUUCUGAGGCAUGAUUAUCUCUUAAAAAAUCAGAUAUACCGGGUGAAGAGUCUUCUAAAGAACGAUCAGUUGGUUGAGAUAAUAGAAACCUUUCAAUUGGAAAUCUCUGAGGACCAGCUGAUGUCAAGGUGCACAAAAUGCAAUGGUAAGUUCAUCCAAAGACCUCUGACAACCGAAGAAGCUGUUGAAGCAGCUAAGGGAUUUCAGGUGAUUCCAAACUGCUUGUUUAACAAGAAUUUGGAAUUUUGGCAAUGCAUGGAUUGCAAGCAACUUUAUUGGGAGGUAGGCCUUCAGUUGGUACUUUAUUCCAUCAAAUUUUGUUGGGUUCUGUGUACUGCACCAGAUACUAUUUCCCUGCACUUCCCCCUAAUGUAGAGAAAUAGAGAUAUAUACAAUUGGAAUGGAACUUGUAGUGGAUUUUUCCCCUGCCAUCACGCAUGUUUACACAAUGAAAACUGUUUUUAUGUGUGACAUUUCUG
Nicotiana attenuata is the source of this 920-nucleotide messenger RNA. RefSeq lists its product as uncharacterized. The record is from RefSeq and is a predicted model, not a curated record. The coding region runs from base 1 to 816 and encodes 271 amino acids. The transcript is spliced from 6 exons. Lineage: Eukaryota; Viridiplantae; Streptophyta; Magnoliopsida; Solanales; Solanaceae.